AUGGAGUCCAUCAUGCCUGCGGAAAUGGUGUAUGCGCGCCUAAAGAAUGGCAGUGGUGGAUCUCGCGUCCGCUGCCAGUCCACCAUCAACGUUUCUCAUGACCAGCAGCCGAGAUACGAGUCGUUCGUUCUUGCGAAUGGCGAGAACAAAGUUGAGAUGGAGAUCGAUACUCGCAUCCCUUCGUCUGCGAUCUUCACCUUCAACAAGGAAGAUCACACAUUGGGGAAUUUGAUCCGCUCUCGCCUCUUGCAAAGCUCCCAUGUUCUCUUCGCUGCGUACAAGGUUCCCCAUCCGCUUGUUCCCAAUUUCCAGCUUCGAGUUCAGACCGAUGGCGAUGUCUCCCCCAAGGAUGCGGUAAUCGCAGCCUGCCAUGAGCUCGUUCGGGACCUGGGUAUUCUCUCCCGGGAAUUUACCAAGGAAUAUGAGCUCCGUAAGAUGGUGGGGGCUACCGCUCAGCAGCAGAAUGGCGUCCAGGAUGGUGUUUAGCCAUCGACAGGUGGAGAUAGAGCAUGAAGAGCUGGGUCAGCGGUCACAUACCCGCUUUCGCUUCGGAUAUACGCAGCUGGUCAUGCGUGUCUUUGUUUCUUGGUCAUACCCUUUAUUCUAUGUUUGUUCUCUUUGCUUCCAGUGAUUAGUCGGACCAAGCCUUUCGCUCCAACCUGCCUCGAGACAAAAUGUCAAUUGCUGCCGUAGCCGUUAAUUAUUCAACUCAUCCCCCCGUCUGUCUCGUUCCCAUUUCUUGUAAAAUUAGGACUGAUAAAUCGAAG
This is a messenger RNA of Aspergillus costaricaensis CBS 115574, 767 nucleotides long. RefSeq names its product DNA-directed RNA polymerase II core subunit RPB11. Gene Ontology annotation, biological process: transcription by RNA polymerase II. Gene Ontology annotation, molecular function: DNA binding; protein dimerization activity. The transcript is spliced from 4 exons. Gene Ontology annotation, cellular component: RNA polymerase II, core complex. Lineage: Eukaryota; Fungi; Ascomycota; Eurotiomycetes; Eurotiales; Aspergillaceae. The record is from RefSeq and is a predicted model, not a curated record. The coding region runs from base 1 to 486 and encodes 161 amino acids.